This is a messenger RNA of Dreissena polymorpha, 596 nucleotides long. RefSeq lists its product as uncharacterized. The record is from RefSeq and is a predicted model, not a curated record. Bases 16 to 576 code for a protein of 186 amino acids. The transcript has 2 exons. NCBI's taxonomy places the organism in Eukaryota, Metazoa, Mollusca, Bivalvia, Myida, Dreissenidae.
ACAUUUAAACAUGGCAUGAUAUCUACGAUUGACGUCAUUAUUUCAGAAUGUCCACAGUGCAUUCACAUUGGAUGGAAGCUGAUCAACAUUCCCGCCACGUUUGCUGACUCCGUCAACCAAAUGUUGGACUCUAUUUUGGGUGGGCAAAACAACACAGCCUGCUUGGGUAACACAGCGGCUUCUCAAAUGUGCAACUUUACCGUCGUGAAUGGCACCAUUGUCUGCGACAGAAACAAUAUUAAAGUAACCGCAAUUGGGAUGACCGCUGCCAACCUUCCUGAUGCGGUUAUGGAGAUGUCCGUCGUGACCAGAGGUUGUAUAGUCCUUAUGGGUGACACCCCGAAAUGCACACCGAUUCUUGACCUCGUCGAGGCCGAGCAGAAAGCGACCUUCCUCUCCCCGCUAUCAUCGUUGUCUGCCCAAUUUAAGACAGUCCAAUACAAUGGGCACCAUUGUCAGUCGGUUGACGGCUCCACAUGGCCCAACAUCAAUGACAAGGGAAGUUCUGGAAACAGUUUGGGGUUAGCUAGUAAUCUUAUGAUGACGUGUUUGUUGAUUCUUCGAUUUUAUGAGUAAAAACAGUACAACUCUGCAAA